Molecule: messenger RNA, 2293 nt
Organism: Acyrthosiphon pisum (pea aphid)
Lineage: Eukaryota; Metazoa; Arthropoda; Insecta; Hemiptera; Aphididae
Product: mRNA-capping enzyme
Exons: 14
Coding region: 289-2076 (595 amino acids)
Biological process (GO): 7-methylguanosine mRNA capping; protein dephosphorylation
Molecular function (GO): mRNA guanylyltransferase activity; ATP binding; mRNA 5'-triphosphate monophosphatase activity
Source: RefSeq, a predicted model, not a curated record
AUAUAGGUAACGACUAACGAGUCAACGAAAACAACAACCAAUUUCAUUAUGAUGAUUUUUUUUUUGACGUGUUUUGACCGUGAAAUGUGAAAAUAAUUUUGUGUUUAAUAUUAUUACGAAUUAUUAACAUAAUGCAUUUAAAUUUUCAUUAUGCUCAAUGUCCACAAUAUGACUCGUGUGUUAUUUAUUUAUCAGAUUAAAUUAAAUCGCAUACUAUGAAUCACAUUGAUGGAACGCAUUUAGUUUGUUUUAAACUGACCACUUAAAACUGAAAAAAAAUUAAUAACCAUGUCGGGGUCAAAGCGUUAUGGAUCUAGCUCGUCGUAUUCAUCACACAGUCCCCCUAUUCCUGAACGUUGGAUUAAAUGCCCUCGUAAAUCUUAUACAACUAUUGCUGAAAAAUUUGUGGCAUUCAAAACACCACUUGAUAGUAAAUAUGACGAUCAAAUACCUAUCGAGAAUAGGUUCAAUACAGAAAUGUUGUUCUCAUCAAUGUCUAAUAUGAAGGUAACUAUAGGUUUAUGGAUCGAUCUGACUAAAACUAGUCGUUUCUAUAAUAAAUCUGAAGUCGAAGAUUCGGAUUGUAAAUAUGUAAAAAUUCCAUGCGCUGGUCAUGAACAACCUCCUACGCGAGAACAAGCACAAUUAUUUGUAGAUAUUUGUUCAAAAUUUAUUGCUAAAAAUCCUUUGCUAUCCAUUGGUGUUCAUUGCACUCAUGGUUUUAACCGAACAGGAUUUAUGAUAGCUACUUAUUUAAUAGAAACAUUUGAUGUUAGUGUAACUAGUGCCAUAGCUCAAUUUGCGGCAGCUAGACCUACUGGAAUUUACAAACAAGAUUAUAUAGUUGAAUUAUUUCAACGGUAUUCAGAUGAUGAAGAACCUAUACUAGCUCCAGAACUUCCAGAUUGGUGUUUAGAAUCGGAAGAAGAUAAUCAUAAUUCAAGUAAAUUUGAAUCCUCUUCGCGAAAUAAACGUGACUUCAGAGAUCAAGACUCUAAAGAUAGAAGAGAACAUGAACCUUCUAGUAAACGAUCAAGAAAUGAAAUGAAUAAUCGUAACCCAGUAUUUAUGGAAGGUGUAUCUGGUGUUACUGCUAUUUUUGAUCAACCAAGAUUAGGCAACAUUCAAAGAAGAACUCAAGACUUAUGUAAAUGGAAAAGAUCUGGAUUUCCUGGAUCUCAACCAGUGUCUAUGGAUAUUCAAAAUAUGAAAUUAUUACAUACAAAACCUUACCGUGUUACGUGGAAAGCUGACGGUACUAGAUACUUAAUGUUUAUCCAAGGUGAAAAUGAGAUAUAUUUUAUUGAUAGAGACAACAGUGUAUUUGAAGUUGAGGGAUUGACAUUUUUACACAGAAAAAAUCUAGAUCAUCAUUUGAAAGACACUUUAUUAGAUGGUGAAAUGAUUAUUGAUAAAGUCGAUGGACAAAAUAUACCUCGCUACUUAGUAUAUGAUGUAGUAGCAUUUGAAGGUUUUGAUGUUGGUAAACAGCCAUUUUAUCCAAAUAGAUGUAUGCUAAUAGAAGUUGAUAUAAUUAAACCCAGGCAUCAAGCAAUUGUAUGUGGUCGUUUAGACAAAACUCAAGAACCAUUUAGUAUUCGUUUGAAACAAUUCUAUGACAUUAAUGCUUCUGAUAAAUUGCUGGGAAAUUUUAGUAAAAAUUUAUCUCAUGAACCUGAUGGUCUCAUAUUCCAACCAUCAUCUGAUCCUUAUGUAGCUGGUACGUGUCCUGAAGUUUUGAAAUGGAAACCAUUGGAACUGAAUUCUGUUGAUUUUAAACUUAAAAUUGUUACAGAAGGUGGAACUGGAAUGUUGGAAUCAAAAGUUGGAUAUUUGUAUGUAGGUGGUAAAUCUGAUCCCUUUGCCAGAAUGAAAUAUAAUAAAGAACUUAAAAAUAUGGAUGGAAAAAUAAUCGAAUGCAAAUUUGAAAAUGGAAAUUGGAAGUUUAUGCGAGAGCGAACUGACAAAUCGUUUCCAAAUGCUCUCAAAACUGCAAUAGCAAUUUGCCACAGCAUUGAAACACCUGUUACAAAAGAAAUUCUCUUAAAGUAUAUACAACAAGCUCCACGUAGAUGAUGUUAUGUGUACACGAUAACAAAUGUAAUUGCUUAAUAUGUUUCAUAACAACUUUAUUAUACAUUUUAUUCUGUAUAUAAAACAAUUAAUAAGUUAUUAUAAGAUUUUAACUAAGUUUAUAUUGAUAAAUAUUAUAAAAUCUGACAUAAAUUUAAUAAAAACGUAUGUCCUUAUAAUGAAUAUAUAUCAAAUGUAUAAUAAAUUGUGCAUCAUGCAA